Messenger RNA from Dicrocoelium dendriticum, 525 nucleotides. Lineage: Eukaryota; Metazoa; Platyhelminthes; Trematoda; Plagiorchiida; Dicrocoeliidae. The record is from the annotation of a GenBank genome assembly.
AUGACCUCACAUCAUCAGACCAUUGCGACAGUGUUUUUUCUUUGCCUACUUUUCUCCAUUCAUCAGUCACAUCGUGUGAACGAAACACUACCCACUUCUACUAAUGUCACUUCAAUGACACUGGCGACGAAACAGCCUCCAGUUGCUGUGUACACCAACAUCGAUUCAGUGAGGCGACACUUGACAGAUCCACGAUUCACUUGUGUGGACCUGCGUGAGGAUGCAGAUAUACUGUGGAUUUACGAGCAUUUCAAAGACUUCUUCAACUUAUCUCGGAGCUCUCGCUUGCAGUUCGUCAAUCAAUUUCCAGGCGAGCAAGUGAUCACCGUGAAGGACAUGCUCGCCUCUGUUGCCAGCCUCCGAACGCUUACUCGAGUUGACGAUGACCAUUUUUGUUGCGUGGAUGAAGUGGAUCGCAAACUUACCUGCCAUUGGUACCCGGUCACAUUCAACCUUGUGUACGAGCUGCCAGCCUUUGUAGCCUAUUUUCAAAAGAAGCAGGUAUGCUUAUCACUCAUUCAUUAG